AUGGGCAUGGGUGUGCUAGCUUGGAGCUUGAUGCUCCUGGCGAUCCUUGCACCGGCGAUCGACGGUCGAGUCCUGAGUGCUCGCCGCUAUCGGGAUUACGAUUUUGACUUCUCGCACCUGGGUGAAGCGCUGUACGGGAACCACGAUACGGCGGCGAUCGGGGAACUGGUGCGGGCGUGGGCUCGCUCACACAACGCCACCAGCGUCAACCCGGAGGAACUGGGCACGUACGCCGAGGGUGACAUCCACCAGCCACUGAUCGAGCGGAACGCGCUCAAGUUCACCAGCAGCAAAUGGAAGAAGGGUGUUGUGCCAUACGAGUUCAGUGAGGAGUUUUCGAUCGGCGAUCUGACGAAGCUGUUCUCGGCGUUCGAGCAGUUCCACCAGAAGACGUGCAUCCGGUUUGUGCCACGCUCGAAGGAGCGCGACUACGUGGCAAUCGAAGGCCGCAGCAGCGGAUGCUGGUCGGCAGUGGGCCGGAUGGGUGGCCGGCAGGUCCUGAACCUGCAGCGAAACGGGUGCCUCCAGAUGGAGGGUACGAUCGUGCACGAGCUGAUGCACGCGCUGGGUUUCCUGCACGAGCACACGCGCUACGAUCGCGAUCGGUACGUUAACAUCUUCUUCCGCAACGUGCGCCCGAAUCUGCUGAGCAACUUUGGGCGCGAAAGCGAAUCGCAAACCACCACGCUCGGUAUGCCGUACGAUUACGGGAGCGUUAUGCACUACUCCAGAACGGCGUUCAGCAAAAACGGCAAACCCACGGUCGAGCCAAAGAUCAACUACGGCGGCCAGCUCGGGCAGCGCGUCGGCUUUUCGGUGAAGGAUGUACAGAAAAUCAAUAAGCUCUACUGUCAUCGGUGA
This is a messenger RNA of Anopheles nili, 861 nucleotides long. Its product is annotated as hatching enzyme 1.2-like. Gene Ontology annotation, molecular function: zinc ion binding; metalloendopeptidase activity. Gene Ontology annotation, biological process: proteolysis. Lineage: Eukaryota; Metazoa; Arthropoda; Insecta; Diptera; Culicidae. The record is from RefSeq and is a predicted model, not a curated record. The transcript has 3 exons. The coding region runs from base 1 to 861 and encodes 286 amino acids.